Molecule: messenger RNA, 1679 nt
Organism: Spathaspora passalidarum NRRL Y-27907
Lineage: Eukaryota; Fungi; Ascomycota; Pichiomycetes; Serinales; Debaryomycetaceae
Exons: 2
Coding region: 562-1596 (344 amino acids)
Biological process (GO): positive regulation of mitochondrial translation
Source: RefSeq, a predicted model, not a curated record
ACAGGUGAGGUAAAUAUAUUGGUUUGCUUUCUUGGACUAAUGCGACUUUAUUUGUAGUUAUUGUUUUGUGUUUUUGAGAUAAGCCUCGUGCGGUAAUUCUUUCGGCUGCACUGGUUCUCUUUUAGUCUUGAUGGCCGGAGACUCUGGUCCGUUUGUUUGUUACCAAAACAAAUAAUUAUCCAUAGUUAUUAGCAAUCUAUCUUUUGUGCGUAAACAUACAUUAGUCGCACCCUCUCACUUAUUCAGUAUCAAUUUAGUGACUAUGCUAAGCUGAUACAAUAAAUCGGCUACUAGGUAGAUAUUACAAUGUUAAUUUGAUAACUUAACUUAGUCUGCUAUAUAUGAAACUGCUUUAGUUGCUAGAAAUUUGAAUUUCAAUAGAAAUAUAAAACUUGCAACCCUUUUUUUAUCAACCAAUUGAUUCUGUCAAUAUAAUUCCUUUCUUGGUAUAUCAUUAUAUAUAUAUAUAUAAAGAUUCAUAAUGUCAGAAUAUAGAACUUUCGGUAUCUUAUCCCGAAGCUAAAGUAUUGUUAUGUAUGGUAGUUAAGUACUUAAGUUUGCAUGAGAAAUUCUCAAUCCAAGAAUCUUAAAAAUGUUCCUAAAAAGAAACUUGGAGCACAACAAUUAAGAAGAGCAGAUCCAAAAUUUCAAAAAACAACCGCUGAUAUUCUUUCCCUUUUGAAUGAAAAUAGAGAAACCGCUUCCUUUCCUGCUGCUUCCAAAACAUUAGAGAAACACUUGUCAAUAGUAACCUCUGUUACUGUAGGAGAGCUGAUAAAUUUCAGCCAAGUGCUUUCAGCAAUUCAGGGGUAUGAUUAUGAGGUUGUUAUACCCGAAGAGGUGAUAAAUAUAGAAGAUGGUCCGAAGAAACUUAUGGUUUUAUCGAAUGGUACUCUAGUUGGUUGGAAUCUUUCUGAAGAUGAAAUAGUUUCAACUUAUGUUCCGCUUUUGGGAAAUUCUAUUGAAUCAAAAUAUAACUUGUUUGAGAGUGAAGAGCUCGAUUGGAUUGAAUUGAAAACGUUGCCAGAAAACCCCUCAUAUAAAGGGAACUCUUACCUCCACGGAGAAAUUAUGGUAAUUCAAGGCUCUACUAUUGAAAAAAGGUUACUUGAUAUGGCUGCAUUUGCAGUUGGUAUUUCUCGUUCUACUCGUUUGUCAGUGUUAGAAGAUCAAUUGGAGGAACACUUGGCUCUAACAAAACAAAAUUCUGAAGUUUUGGCAAUGGGAACACGUAUUACUACUUCAGAACAUGAGUUUUUGCAAUUGGCAGGGAGAUUAUUCUUAUUGAGAGGGAAAUUAAAUUUAUACAGUGAAUUAAUUGAUACUCCUGAUUUGUACUGGACUGAGCCUGCUUUGGAAAAGAUUUAUGAAUCGGUAUCGAAAAUUCUUGACAUCAAUUCAAGAAUUGCAAUCUUGAAUAGAAAGCUAGAUUAUGCAACUGAAGAGCAGCGUGCUUUCCUUAGUGUAUUGAACGAAAGAAAGAGUGCAAGGUUAGAGUGGAUUAUUAUCUGGUUAAUUAUGGUUGAAGUAUGUUUUGAAACUUUUCAUUUCUAUGAGAGAUAUUUGGAUAAAAAAGAAAGCGAAGCUGACAAAUAAGGCCUAUUAGGUUCCCUGUACAUAGAAUAGUAAUUUAUUGAGUUUGUAAUACAAAACCAAGGUGAACAGAUGUAAAGAGUAAC